UCAGAACAAGCUAAAAAUGAAAGAUGCAGUGAGACUAUAUAGUCUACAUCAUCGGAAAGAGUUCAUUUCUGAUCAGUUCAGAGCUAAAUUCUGGAAGGUUAUUUGCAAGUGUAAUAAACAGGGUUGCCUGUCGAUGAUCCAUUUUGCGGAGAUUCCAGGUGGUAUGUGGAAGGCAGAAAAAAUGAUUGCGGAACACAGUUGUACCGAUGCAUCUGAGGAGGUGAAUCAUUCCAGUUUAAGAAGUAACAUGAUUGCUAUUGCGCUGAUACCAUCUAUUACUAUCAAUCCAUACAUCAGUAUUGAGGAUAUUCAGGUUAAUAUUAAAAGGUUGUACAAGUUUACGCCUAGUGAAAGAAAAGCAUCUAGAGGGCUUAAACGAGCUCUUGAAAUGGUAUUUGGGGAUUUUGAAAGUUCUUUCAAGGCGUUGCGUAGAUACAUGGCUGCUCUACAGUGUUUUAAUCCGGGGACCAUUGUUGAGUGGGAGCACCAGUCAACAACAAUGCAAAAGGUGACCACAUCUUCAAGUAUCUCUUCUGGGCUUUUAAACCAAGUGUCGAUGGAUUUAAAAGUUGCAGGCCAGUUAUCUCAAUCAAAAGCACGGAUCUCUAUGGUACGUAUGAGAUGAAACUGUUGAUUGCUAUGGGAUCUUCCACUUGCAUAUGCUUUGGUUGCACAUGAGAGCUAUGAUUCUUGGUCAUGGUUCCUUCGAUUGUUGUGGAGAUAUCUUGUUUGUGAUAGACAACAAAUUGGGCUUAUUUCUGAGCAUCAUCAAGACAUCUUGCAGUCUGUCCAAAACAUAUGUGUGGUUACAGCCACCCGCCACAUACCACAGGUUCUGUAUUCGACAUUUGAAAAGUAACUUUAAUAAAAAGUUUCUCAACAGUGACCUUGAGAACCUUAUGUGGUUAGCGGCUACAGAGAACCAGCUGAAGAAGUUCAGACAGAGGAUGGAACAAAUCAAAACAUUGUCACAUGCAGCACAUCUGUGGUUAGCCAAUCUACCGUUAGAAAAAUGGACAAUGCAUAAGGAGGAUGGUUAUAGAUGGGGGGCUCUAACAGCCAAUAUCCAUCUAUCUUACCACAGUUUACUGAUGAAAGCUCAUGAAUUACCUGUUACUGCUACUGUCCGUCUUACAUUUAAAAGUAUUAUUGAUCGUUUUGAUGAAAGAUGCAGACUUGCUGUUGCGUUGAUCCAGAUGCAGGUAGAGGAAAUGUGCAUGUACUCACUGGUCGAGAAGAGAAAUGUACAUGUGGGAAAUGGAGAAAUUAUCAUAUGCCACGCUCACAUGCCAUUAAAACUUGUCAUUUCCGUGGCAUUGAGCCAAUGGACUACAUUAGCGAGUACUACAGUUGCAGGCUUUACAAUCAAACGUAUAUUGGGAAAUUUUUUCCCCUUGGUGAAGAGGCACAUUGGUCACCUCCCCCCUUUAAUUUACUUGCAAAUACUAAAUGUACACGAACCUAAGAAGUGCAGCAUAUUGCUCCUUCUCGCGUGAGUAGGAGGUGUGGUAACUGCAAGCAAAUAGGUCAUAACAGGACUCGUUGCCCCCAGAACCCUUAAUUGUUGAUGUUCCUCGUUUGUUUGUUGUAUGUAGUUUUAUCCUUUAUGUUA
Messenger RNA from Solanum pennellii, 1612 nucleotides. RefSeq lists its product as uncharacterized. NCBI's taxonomy places the organism in Eukaryota, Viridiplantae, Streptophyta, Magnoliopsida, Solanales, Solanaceae. The record is from RefSeq and is a predicted model, not a curated record. The transcript has 2 exons. Bases 660 to 1496 code for a protein of 278 amino acids.